Messenger RNA from Mytilus trossulus (common blue mussel), 1793 nucleotides. RefSeq lists its product as uncharacterized. The record is from RefSeq and is a predicted model, not a curated record. The transcript has 2 exons. Bases 108 to 1793 code for a protein of 561 amino acids. Lineage: Eukaryota; Metazoa; Mollusca; Bivalvia; Mytilida; Mytilidae. Gene Ontology annotation, molecular function: zinc ion binding.
CACGUGGUUUCUUGAACAUAUUUAGAAACAGGAGGGUUUUUAACCUGACAAAGAAUUGUACAAAAUCUAGUUAUAUUUCAAAUGAUCUUCUUAUUAAAAAGGUCAUAAUGUCCGAUUCUACAGCUCUGUGUGACGUGUGCUGUCUUCGUCACCUUUCCAAACCAUCGACUGGCUGGUGUCUUGAAUGUGAAGAAGGACUUUGUUUGGACUGCAAAGAACAUCAUAGUUUACUCAAGGCAACACGGAAUCAUAACAUCAUUCCUAUUAGUGAGUAUCAGAAGUUACCACAAAACGUGUUAGAAAUCACAAGAAACUGUGAAAAACACAAUGAAGUUUUGCAAAUAUUUUGCAAAAAACACGAUAGUCCUUGCUGUAGGAAAUGUAUCAUCGAAACACACAAUAACUGCAAACAUUUAAUCGAAAUAGAAGAUUACAUAAAAGACAUUAAGUCAUCGGCUAGGUUUCAAGAAGUUGAAGAAAUGAUGAAUGAAGCAGCUGAAAAUAUCAAAAGAAUCCGUAUCAACAGGAUGGAAAACCUGACAUCAUUACAGGAAGAAAAAAAGAGAAUAGAAAACGAUAUUGCACAGACCAGGAUUAAAAUCAACAACCAUCUAGAUAAACUGCAGGCCGAUCUUAUUCAAACCCUAUAUGCAAAAGUGAAGAAAGAAAACGGAAAAAUAGAGCAGGUACUGAAAUCGUUAGAGGAAAAGCAGUGCCAAAUAAACGAAUAUCAAAAUACCUUCGAAAACAUUAAGAAAUACGCGACAGACGUUCAACUUUUUCUCUCUAUGAAACUAAUGGAAACCAACAUUGAGAAAGUUGAAGAAUUCAUGCGAUCGUUAAAAGAAGGUGAGAGCCUUUGUCAAGUGAUGUUAGUAAUGAAAGACACAUUUGACACUAACGCAAUUGCUGUCAGUAUGCCGUACAUAGGGAAAAUAGAAAUAGAUUACUCCCCAAGUCAAGUCAGCAUCAUCAAAAAGAAGGAAAUGCAAGCGCAGACGAAGGCGACCAAACCAACAAUUAAAUCAAUUGCAAAUAUCUCCCUUAAGAUUGAAAGGAAGAUAAGCGCAUGUGAAGUAGGGGUGACGGGGUGUACAUUACUUCCACAUGGAAAAAUUGCAUUUGCAAAUGAAAUGUUAAGCAGCAUUAUAGUAGUCAAAGCUGACGGGUUACUUGACUUUAAGAUCGAUUUAAAACCGUUCGCUCCUUUUGAUAUCACAUAUAUUUCUAAAACCAAUACCAUAGCUGUCACUUCAAGAAGUUCAAAUGACAUUAAAUUCGUUGAUGUAAAAUCAAAAAAGGUACUGAAAACGUACAAUUUGGACUCGCCAUGUGCAGGUAUAACGUACACAGAAGAAAGACUGGUGUUAUGCAACAAAACAGGAAUACAUGAGUUGAAUCAACGGGAUGGAUCAGUAAAGACAAUUGUAUCAGUUAAAAUAAACAAUUCUGCCUACGUUGUUAUCCGUGGAGAUAAGAUCUACUACACUCAUCCAGAUAAUCAAUCAGUAACUUGUUGUGAUUUCCAAGGACACAUACAGUGGACAUUCCAGAAUCGAAAGAUCAUAACUUACCCAUUCGGUGUAACUGUAGACAACGACGGUAACGUGUUCGUCGCUGGCAAUAUCUCUCACAACGUUGUUGUCAUAUCUCCCGACGGACAACAACACAAACAACUGUUGUCUUCCAGUGAUGGUGUCGAAGUGCCACAUGGUUUGAUCUAUGAUAGACAUAAUAACCAGUUACUUGUUACAUAUUAUUUAAACGGUGCAGUUUUGUAUAAUGUAACAUGA